CUUUCACAUUUUGGAUGCCUCUGGUCUUUUCCCGGAGCUACAGUCGGUAAAAGGGUGAUUGACACAGUGUUAGCAGCAGCAAUAAAGCCAUGAAGACCGUUACUUGGAUGUUUCUCAUCAUACCUCUAAUAUUUGCAUCCCAAGAGACUCUUUACCUGAAGAAGCUCGAAGGGGAAUCUGCGCUUUUCGUGUGUGCGUCUGAAGAGACGGGCAGCCAUCCAAUUGGCUUGUACCUGAAACGCGAGUGCACAGGGCCCGAGAGAGAGGUGAUGUUUUUCUCGGAGUCCGGACCAGAGGGGAAGCCUGAAGACAAAGAGCGCAUCCAGGUGCUGGGAGAUCUGAGCACGAUCCCCGUAAAUGUGACCAUCUCGCAGCUGGAGCGCCGAGACUCCGGCUUGUACUUCUGCGAAUUCGUCUACGCCGGCGAAAGUGAGGACAGAGUCAUCAGAGGAAAGGAAGAAUUCUUUCUGUUUGUCGACACAGUGAAGAUUCACGAAGGCCUCCAGUGCGGCUGUCAGAAUUACCCCCCUCUGUUGUAUGCCAUCUCUGCGGCUGUCGGCCUGCUCCUCCUCAUCCUCCUCGGCCUGGCCGCGUCGCACUGCGGUAAGCAGUGCAAGCGUAGCAAACCGCAAAAACCGGUUCCCAUAUACGAGGAAAUGAAUGCGAGGCAGCCAGCUAACGGAAAAGCCCCCCGUCGCCACCUGGACCCCGCGUAUCCGGAGGAAGCAGACGCCUCCGUGUACAUCAACCCUCAAAUCAAGCACCGGCAGGAAAACCACUACGUGAACCCCCGGGAAAAACAGCCGGAUUCGGGAGCCGGUGCCACCGCAACGGAGGACAGCCAGUAAAGAGCGACCGCGGACCGUUUCGGCUGUCCAAAUGACAUCGCAGCAGCUGCCCUCUCAGGUGCCCUCUCCUCCCGGCCAUAAAACAGACGAGCUGGUUCACCCUCCUGACUGAACUGGAUCAUAAACAAAGCACUGUGGGCGACGCCAUCCAGAUCGUAUUUACAGAGGCGGAGUGGGAAAAAAAAUAGAUUCACCUUUCAUUCUGGCUCCCGUGUGUCACCCGGUGCUGCUCACCAGCUCAAUCGAGAUGACUGUUCAGAAGUGUCAGGCUUGACUAAUAUGCCUAGCUUGAAAAAUACGCAUAAAGUUACGAUGCUUUUUUAACAAAAAAUGAAAAAAGAAAUUAAUGAGAAAAAAAUGUGUGGGAAUGCGCAAAAGAAAAGUAGUUUGAUCCCUGCUCACCAGCUCAAUCGAGAUGACUGUUCAGAAGUGGCAGGCUUGACUAAAAUGCUUAGCUUGAAAAAUACGCAUAAAGUUAUGCUUUUUUUUAACAAAAAAUGAAAAAAGAAAUUCAUGAAAAAAAUGUGUGGGAAAAUUGUAUCAGUAUUGGGGUCUUAUUGAAUUUUAUUUUUUCAGUUAAAUGUAUUUUUCAUGAUAAAUUAGUUACAUUUCCAUGCUAUUCUGUUGUUGAAUUUUAUUUAGAUUGUGUUGUAGACCCUUUAUUUUUAAUAAAAAUGUGACUCAGGUUGGAAUUAGAGUUUGUUUUAGAAUUACAGUUAAGAGUUAGCGUUAGAGUAAGGCUAGUGAUAAGGGUAGCACAAAAUGUAUGGUCUUAGUAGCUCUUAAUAAAGGAAACACUGGUCACACCACA
This is a messenger RNA of Anguilla rostrata (American eel), 1659 nucleotides long. RefSeq names its product cd7 antigen-like (gene cd7al). Gene Ontology annotation, biological process: adaptive immune response. Gene Ontology annotation, cellular component: membrane. Gene Ontology annotation, molecular function: signaling receptor activity. The transcript has 4 exons. The record is from RefSeq and is a predicted model, not a curated record. The coding region runs from base 90 to 848 and encodes 252 amino acids. NCBI's taxonomy places the organism in Eukaryota, Metazoa, Chordata, Actinopteri, Anguilliformes, Anguillidae.